Molecule: messenger RNA, 1473 nt
Organism: Guyanagaster necrorhizus
Lineage: Eukaryota; Fungi; Basidiomycota; Agaricomycetes; Agaricales; Physalacriaceae
Product: DEAD-domain-containing protein
Exons: 7
Coding region: 1-1473 (490 amino acids)
Cellular component (GO): cytosol
Molecular function (GO): ATP binding; nucleic acid binding; RNA helicase activity
Source: RefSeq, a predicted model, not a curated record
AUGAGCAACAUAUCCCGCUUCAAUACAAAAGAUUCCUCACAGCCAAGGAUAGCUUCGACGGCUGCGAAUUUUAAACAUACCUCCUUCUCCGACUUGGGAAUAUCUGGCUCAUUGCAGGCUGCUCUCACGUCCAUGUCAAUACGAACGCCAACAGAAGUUCAGGCCGCAUGUAUACCUCCCCUUUCAUCAGGUAGGGAUUGUAUAGGCAACGCACAAACAGGCUCGGGAAAGACUAUUACAUUCGCUCUGCCGAUACUCCAAAAGCUUGCCGUGGAUCCCUACGGAAUAUUUGCACUAGUGUUGACACCCACUCGGUCAUUGGCCUUUCAAAUUUCGGAACAAUUUGCAGUGCUUGGGGCAGCGCUCAACAUUCGCACUGCCGUCAUAGUUGGCGGCAUGGAUAUGAUGGCUCAAAGUUUGGAACUUGGGGAUCGCCCUCAUGUCGUUAUUGCAACACCAGGUCGUCUUGUUGACCAUUUGAACAGUGGGAGCGGAGAAUGGAAUCUGUCUCGGGUGAAAUUUUUGGUCUUGGAUGAAGCGGAUCGUCUUCUUACACCGACCUUCGCGCCAGAGCUUGCCCAUCUGUUCGGGGUUCUUCCCAAAUCACGGCAGACAUGCUUGUUCACCGCCACCAUGACCGAUUCAAUCGAGAACUUGAUUAAUGCCAAACCGCAACCCGGGAAACAGAAGCCAUUCGUAUACAGGAUGUCCGAGACUAUUGAAACCGUAGAGACACUGAAACAGCACUAUAUUCUCGUGCCGUCGCAUGUUCGAGAAUCUUAUCUGUAUCACCUGCUGUGCAAUCCUCCGGAGUCAACGUUGCAUAUGCGGCGCGCACCACCUGAACCAGCAAAAAAAUUGGGGAAACCAUCGAAAUCCAGGCGAGAUAAGAAGCCGACGGAUGAAGAGGAUUUCCCAGAGCAACCGCCUCCGACAAUUAUAUUUUGCAAUCGUCCCCGAACAGCAGCGUAUCUGACGCUUGUCCUCAAGACACUAUCAAUACGAAGUACGGCUUUGCAUUCGCGGCUGACGCAGCGGGAACGACUCUCGUCACUCUCAUUGUUCCGGUCGUCAGUGGUGCCCGUCCUGGUGUCAACGGAUGUGGGUAGUCGCGGUCUCGAUAUUGAAGACGUCGCAUUGGUAAUAAAUUGGGACGUGCCCAUGGAGCCGGAGGAAUACACGCACAGAGUUGGUAGAACAGCACGUGCAGGCAAGGGAGGUGUCGCUAUCAGUUUUGUAACGGAACGUGACGAGGAUCGAGUAUUGCGGAUAGAGGAUCGAAUCAACACGCAAUUAACCGAGAUGAGUGUACCCGAGGCUAAGGUGCUAGAGAAAUUGAAUGCCGUGUCUACCGCUAAACGCCUGGCGAAUAUGGAAAUCCAUGACUCUGAUUUUGGGAAACGCGAAAAAAUACAGAAAAUGAAGCUGGGGGAUUCCCGGUCCGAGUCAGGAAUCACAGGACGCAGGAUAUGA